AUGAUAGUUGGUCAUGACUUUUUAAAUAUACAGGAAAAUGAAUACGAUUUAUAUAUUGAGGUAGAGAAAGUAUAUUACGAAGAAUAUGCAUCGAUCAUACGUAAUAUUGCAAUAACAGCAACUAGAGAAAUUUUUAAAAUUACAACUGCACAUAAAACAUACAAAAAGUGUGACCCAAUUAAAUGGACAGAAGGAGAUAAUUAUAUUCGUAUAAAAAAUUAUGUAUCGAGUGAAGCCAAUGUCGGUGUAAUAGAAAAAAACUCUGAUUUUAAGUUAAAACAAAAUACUAAAUCAGAAUUUGAGUGUAAUGAUUACACAAUGCUUACAGAUUUUCAAUAUUCAGUUAUAAGUAAACAGUGUCCGGAAAUUUUUGAAUUAAAUUCUUAUCGGAUUAUUGAUUGCGCUGAUGAUAUAAGUAAAGCCAUAGUCAAUGAAAAUUAUACAAAUUGGUCAAUAAAAUGCGAUAUUGAGAAUUAUGGAAUAAAUCUUGAGAAAUUGUGUGCUUGCGACAGAUCAUCUGAUACUAAAUUAAGUAUUCGUACUGUGAGUUUGAGAGAGCAAGUAACUGACAGCAGUGACAAUUAUGUUGUCACCGGCAUCAAAUUUACAGUUAAAGAUAAUAUGAUAACGAUAAACAUCCAAGAGGGACAAUUAGUCAAUGGUAUUGUGGAUCCAACGACUGUCAAAUGGAAAACCGAUCUUGGAAAUUUGCCUAAAAAUGGUCCGGAUAGUGUCGUACUCAAUUAUUAUUUUAAAUCAUUUGAUCUAGAUGAUAUUGAAUUACCGUACGGUCAAUUUGUCACAGGAGUUAAAUUCGAAUUAGUGGGUGAGAGUCAUCUUGCAUUAUCAAUAAGAGGGACCGAAAUGUGGAACAAUAUAAAAUCAUGGCCAUCAAAAAUUAGUCAAUGGCAUGUACCACCAGUAAAUUUAAAAGACGAAAGAAUUAAAAUAGACAUUACGGACUUUGCAAACUCUGCAGAAAUAAAAAAUCAAACUACAGAAUUGAGUCGAUCAAGGCGUGAUUACAUUAGUUUAUCUGUUGGAUUAUAUUCAAAUGAAUUCAAUAAUUUGGCAAUUAUUCCAUUUUUCGAUUCGCAAGAUGUCGUAACAGAACCACCAGCGCCACUUGGUGGGGUGGGAUUAUUUUACAAAAGUCAACUUGGUUUUGGCGGAUUUCUAUCAUUAAAAUACAUCGCAUCUGAGUAUAAUUACAAUGCGCAAGCUGAACUUGAUUAUUUAGAAAACCGUACAUUAUAAUAUACUGGAAUAUAUAUUUGUAUAAUUAAAUGAAUUUAAACAUUUCAAAGUUGAUGUCUAUUUUCAACGUUCUAUUGACUUAUGAUUCAAUUAUAUAUUGGGAAUUUGUAAUAAAAUGUUUGUGGGUUUUUUAUUGUUGAUAGACUAAUCACAACUACAAGAAGUAGUUUUUUUAUUUUAUUUUUUUUUAUAACUUACAAAAAGUCAAAGUACUCAAAUUCUCAUUAGAAAAAACAUCUUUUAUUAAUAGAUUUAAAACGUAGAUUUUUUUAAUUUUUAAAUACACAAUUGUUUUUUACAUAUGAAUAAAUAAAAAUAAAAAUUUUUUGAUCGUAAAGCACACUCUGACGCUUCGCAUCAUGAGUCAUGCAAUAUAUGUAAUAUUUAAUAUGUAAAAAAUUUAUCGGAAAGUCAGUUAGAAUUUUUUUAAACGAAUAGAAGAAUUUUUCAA
Molecule: messenger RNA, 1708 nt
Organism: Microplitis mediator
Lineage: Eukaryota; Metazoa; Arthropoda; Insecta; Hymenoptera; Braconidae
Exons: 7
Coding region: 1-1257 (418 amino acids)
Source: RefSeq, a predicted model, not a curated record